GGCACUGCUCCUUGCCAGAGGAUCCUCCUGCCCGAGGCAUUCUCAGCAGCCAGCCCACCCCUGACGGGUCUCCUUCUGUGCUUGCAGGGCUACAGUCAGCAGACGUGUGCAGCGCAGCCAAAGUGAUCCAGCACGUGGUUGCUGCAGUUUGCAAGCUGCAUUCUGUGGCUUAUUUGGGGGCACCUCAUGUGUGGAUCCCGAGCAGCUCCUCCUUCGGGCACAAAAGCAGCACCAGCACCUCCUCUGGCUCCCUCUGCUUCCAAAGAGGAAGCCAAAGAGGAGGAAGAGAGCAGUGAGCUUCCCGCUGUUCUGGGGGACAAUGUUGAACUUCCCUCAGUGCCGGGAGAUGAGGGUGAACUUCCCGCUGUUCUGGGAGACGAGGGCAAACAUCCCGCGGUGUGGGAAUACAACGGCGAGGCUCCCGCGGUGGGGGACAAGGACAGUGGACAUCUCCCAGCGUGGGACGAGGACGGUGGAUGUCCCCUGGUGUGGGACGAGGAUGGCCAGGCUCGCAUGGUGUAGGACGAGGAUGACGGACAUCUCCUGGCAUGGGACAAGGACAGAGGACAUCCUUUGGCUUGGGAAGAGGAGGAUGAACUUCUCCCAGCAUGGGAAGUGGACAGUGAACGUCCCUUGGCUUGGAAAGAUGAUGGCGAACCUGCAGUGUUUUGGGAAGAGGACGGAGAACCUGCAGUGUUUUGGGAAGAGGAUGGAGAACCUCCCUGUGCUUGGGAAGAGGAUACUGAACCUCCCUCGGCUGUGGGAUCCUGGGCUGAACAUUCUGCCAGCAGCACAGCCCUGCAGCCAGAGGGGAGAGGGGAGUGGUGCCUGAUGCAGCUGAGUACGUCUGCUCUGUUCCUGUGUGCCAGAGCAGGCUGCUGUGUGUGUGUCUCAGCAUCAGCUGCACCCAGUGCUGCUCUGCAGCUGAAUGUCCCAGGGCCAUUGAUUGUCCUUCCCCAGCUGAGACCAAGGGGCUGACGGCCCCAGGGAGGGGGGCUGCAUUCUGGCUCUGCUGCAAGGCGGGGUCUCACUCUGGGAGGGAGCGUCUUCCACGUGGUUUCUUUCAGGGAACAGCGUGAGCCUGGCGAAACCUGCCGAGAAAUACCUGGAAGUGGAGCAGAUUGG
This is a messenger RNA of Vidua macroura (Pin-tailed whydah), 1125 nucleotides long. Its product is annotated as LWamide neuropeptides-like. Lineage: Eukaryota; Metazoa; Chordata; Aves; Passeriformes; Viduidae. The transcript has 3 exons. The record is from RefSeq and is a predicted model, not a curated record.